CCCUCCUCUGCGUCUUCGUCUUCGUAGCUGUUGUCGUUGUCCGUGUCGGUGCCCGUGUCGUUGUCGUUGUCGUCAUCGUCGGCGUUGUCACAACUCGGUAUAAAUAUUCAUUCUGACGAAUCUACCUGCGGCAAAGCGGCGCUAAUGAAGCGAACAAAAUGAAAAUGAAAGGACAUAAUUAUGCUUAUGUUUUACGUGUUAAGUGCUUUGCAAGCACGAUUAAGGAGGUUUAUCACCCGCAACAGCGGCAGCAACACGAGCGAGCAGCACGACAACAGCAGAGGCAGCAACAUCAGCGACAACAGCGGCAACAGCGACAACAGCAACAGCAACUGAAACAGCAACAGCUGCGACGGCAGCAGCAUCAGGAACAAACGCGUUAGACACUCACCCAAAACACAUUGACACGCCCCAAGCAGUCACAUACAUACACAGAUACACACUCACACAUAGGCACACAUUUACAUGCACACACAUAAUGCUUAAAGCAAUGACAACACCAGCAAUACUGUCAGCAGAAUUCGCGGCUGCCGCUGCCGCUGCUGCGGCUGCUGCUGCUGCUACCAUGGAUGAUGAUGUCCCAACGAGCAUUUUGGAAAUAGAACUGCCUGCCAUUCUGCUCAACGAGAGCCUCUUCAUCGAGCUGAAUGGCAAUCUAAGCCAACUGGAGGACACGGCCGUCAAUCUGAGCCAAAUCAUUUGGAAUCGCAGCGAUGCCAGUGGCAGCAGUGGCAGUGGCAGUGGCAGUGCAAACGGCAAUGGUAAUGGCAGCCCCAUCUUUGGCCUGGAUGAGCAGCGGAGGGCGGCCAGCGAGCGGGAGGCAGCCGAGUUCUGGCUGCUGGUCAAGAUGAUCGCCAUGGCCGUCGUGCUGGGCCUAAUGAUACUCGUCACCAUUAUAGGCAAUGUGUUUGUAAUUGCCGCCAUUAUACUGGAGCGAAACCUGCAGAAUGUUGCCAAUUAUUUGGUUGCAUCUCUGGCCGUUGCUGAUUUAUUUGUUGCCUGUCUUGUCAUGCCACUCGGCGCCGUCUACGAGAUAAGCAAUGGCUGGAUUCUGGGGCCGGAACUUUGUGACAUUUGGACAUCUUGUGACGUCCUUUGCUGCACAGCAUCCAUACUGCAUCUGGUGGCCAUUGCGGCGGACAGAUAUUGGACGGUCACCAACAUUGACUACAACAAUCUCCGGACCCCGCGGCGUGUCUUCAUGAUGAUAUUUUGCGUCUGGUUUGCCGCCCUGAUUGUGUCCCUGGCACCGCAGUUUGGCUGGAAGGAUCCGGACUACUUGAAGCGCAUCGAGGAGCAGCACUGCAUGGUUUCACAGGAUGUGGCCUAUCAGAUAUUUGCCACCUGUUGCACGUUCUAUGUGCCGUUGCUGGUGAUUCUGUUUCUGUAUUGGAAAAUCUACAUAAUUGCCAGGAAGCGCAUACAGAGACGCACGCAAAAGUCCUUCAACGUGACGCUGACGGAAACGGAUUGCGAUUCGACAGUCCGCGAGUUGAAGAAAGAGCGCGGCAAGCGGCGCGUGGCAGAGCGGAAGCGGCAGGAGGCCGGUGAGGAGACAUCCGCUGGCGCCACAGAGGGGCAGGUGCAGCGGCGAAGGCUCAAGCGAAUGCGAAUCUGCUUUGGCCGCAACACGAACACGGCCGGGAUCUGUGCCGGAUCGGAGGGUGCCGUGGCUCGAUCAAUGGCCGCCAUAGCCGUGGACUUUGCCAGCCUGGCCAUCACGCGGGAGGAGACUGAGUUCAGCACCAGCAACUACGACAACAAGAGCCAUGCGGGCACCGAGCUCACGACAGUCUCCAGCGACGCGGACGACUACCGCACCAGCAACGCUAAUGAAAUCAUCACGCUGUCGCAGCAGGUGGCCCAUGCCACGCAGCAUCAUCAGAUAGCCUCCCAUCUGAAUGCCAUUACCCCGUUGGCCCAGUCGAUUGCCAUGGGCGCCGGCAACCUUGCCACACCCACGGCGGGCACGUGCACGGAGGAGAGCGUAGGAGCACUGGGCGAAGGCAGCAGCCCCGGUAAAGGCCCAGGCAUGGCCAUCGGUAUGGGCACUGUACUCUCCAGCAUUGCCAAUCCACACCAGAAGCUGGCCAAGCGGCGGCAGCUGCUAGAGGCAAAGCGCGAGCGCAAGGCUGCCCAGACACUGGCCAUCAUCACGGGCGCCUUUGUCAUCUGCUGGCUGCCCUUCUUCGUGAUGGCCCUGACAAUGAGCCUGUGCAAGGAAUGCGACAUUCAUCCGGCCGUUGCAUCGCUUUUCCUUUGGCUGGGCUACUUCAACUCCACACUGAAUCCGGUCAUUUAUACAAUUUUCAAUCCGGAAUUUCGACGAGCCUUCAAGCGUAUUCUGUUUGGCCGCGGAAAUGCGGCACGGGCGCGCAGUGCGAAAAUUUGAUUUCAACUGAAGGCCAACGAGGACCAGUAUCUAUGAUUAAGGUGAAACCCCCCCGCAAAAAGUCUGGCAGAGCCAAUACUCGCGCUCGUAGAAGAGAGAGGGAGGAGUGGUGAGUAUCUCGACAUGGCAACUAAGGAAUUGGCAAUGCUUUAGAGUCUAGCAAGUAGAUAUGUAAAAGGUGUUUUAGCAGUGACAAUCCAAACCAUAGUUAUAUCUAUAAAUAAGCAAAAACACACGCAGAAACACACGUGCCCCAAAGACAAGACGCAGCAAUCGGAUACAAAUCGAAAUUUUAAUCACAACUCAAUGCUUCAUAGAGGAAGUUCGAGAUGGCAUUAUUAUUAUAAUAGAUUAAAGAUGAUACUCAGUAAAUGAUAUUGUAUAUAGCAUAUAUAUAGAUAUUUCUAAAGUCUUCCCUGUGUCUUAAAGAAGCCCAAAGUAGAGUAAACGGAAGUAAUGUUUAAAUGUUUAGUGCCCUAAGUAGCUGUAGGUGUGGAAAUGAUGUCCGGGUCAUGGCUGGGUCCAAGGAACUUACGCUUUCGUACAUAUUUCUGUGUUAGCUGAAUGUGUUUCGCCUGUAACUUACGCGCCUAAUACGAGUAUGCUCAAUUAUUUCAAUCAGAUUAUAUACAUACAUACGUAUAGAUAAGGCCAAGUAAGUGUAUCCAUGAGUGUGUUUGUUUAUGUACGAGUCAAUAUCAAAUUGUAACGAAUUUACACGACAACAAAAUAAUUAUUCUAUGUAUAGGGAACUCGCGCGCAUAUUAACAAUAUGAUUACAUUAUAUUAAAAGAUCAAAUUCAAUUCCUGUGAAACACUCCAAAAACGCUUACCCAAGCCGGCCAAUUAGGCGGCUACGGCUACGGGUAGGCAGCUGAAAAAUUAAUUCCAUAACAAUGAGCUCGAGUGCUAGGGGAAAAGCUGAAACUAGAGUGGAAAAUCCACAGCCCUUGCAAUUGUAAACCCCAAACCACAAAACACUAAAAGUUGCAAAAACCAGAGCAGUUCUGGUUGGGAUCAGUCAUGAUAUAUGAGCUGUACUCAAACGCAUACCAUAUGCCGUAUAUGUGUGUAUGUGUGUAUGUAUGCGUAUAAUUUAUAUGUACUCGGGUAUAUUUAUGGUACAAUUUUUGAAAAGUUUUCUUGUUAAUAAAUGGACUUAUAGUUUUAGCAGAUAGUCAACCAGAAACCACCCCGACAACAACUACAAAGAACUUGAAAAUUCAACAACUACAAUAUACAAGUCUAUAAUAAAUGUAUGUACAUAUGUACAUAUGUAUGUAUAAUUUAUGUAAGUGUGUAUGUGUGCAAUGUGCAGCUGUAGGAAACGUCUAUUAAGUCGAUGCUUUUCCAGUUGAAACAAAAUAUGCUUCAAAAGUGCAAUAUGUGCAUGUAUGUAUAUGUGUUUAUUUAUAUGUGUCUGUGAGUGUAUUUAUUCAACUUCUCGAUGUGUACUUGAUGUCAAAGUUAUUA
Molecule: messenger RNA, 3865 nt
Organism: Drosophila subobscura
Lineage: Eukaryota; Metazoa; Arthropoda; Insecta; Diptera; Drosophilidae
Gene: 5-HT1B
Product: 5-hydroxytryptamine receptor 2B
Exons: 9
Coding region: 479-2392 (637 amino acids)
Biological process (GO): adenylate cyclase-activating adrenergic receptor signaling pathway
Cellular component (GO): membrane
Molecular function (GO): G protein-coupled receptor activity
Source: RefSeq, a predicted model, not a curated record